This is a messenger RNA of Nannospalax galili (Upper Galilee mountains blind mole rat), 3742 nucleotides long. It is a transcript of the gene Fcsk, whose product is annotated as fucose kinase. The transcript is spliced from 24 exons. The record is from RefSeq and is a predicted model, not a curated record. Lineage: Eukaryota; Metazoa; Chordata; Mammalia; Rodentia; Spalacidae. Gene Ontology annotation, molecular function: fucokinase activity; ATP binding. The coding region runs from base 87 to 3260 and encodes 1057 amino acids. Gene Ontology annotation, biological process: GDP-L-fucose salvage.
CACCGGGCUGGGCGCGCAGCCGUGUUAAAGAGCCGGCUAAGUGAACGCCCGGUGGGGCAGCAGGAAGCCCCUCCAUUCUGGCCAGAAUGGAGCAACCAAAUGGGGUCCAUUGGACGGUCAUUAUCCUGACAUGCCAGUACAAGGACAGUGUCCAGGUCUUUCAGAGAGAGCUGGAGGUACGGCAGAAACGGGAGCAGAUCCCCUCUGGGACACUGUUACUGGCUGUGGAGGACCCUAAGACUCGAGUGGGAAGUGGAGGAGCCACCCUCAAUGCACUGCUGGUGGCUGCUGAACACCUGAGUGCCCGCGCAGGCUUUACUGUGGUCAUGUCUGAUGUCCUGCACUCAGCCUGGAUCCUCAUCCUGCACAUGGGCCGUGACUUCCCCUUUGAUGACUGUGGCAGGGCCUUCACCUGCCUCCCUGUGGAGAAUCUGCAGGCCCCUGUGGAGGCCUUGGUGUGCAACCUGGACUGUUUGUUGGACAUCAUGACCUACCGGCUGGGUCCAGGUUCUCCACCAGGUGUGUGGGUCUGCAGCACCGACAUGCUUCUGUCUGUUCCUCCAAACCCUGGGAUCAGCUGGGAUGACUUCCGAGGAGCCAGAGUGAUCGCUUUUCCUGGGAGCCCAGUCUAUGCUUUGAAUCAUGGUGUCUACCUCACUGACUCGCAGGGCUUUGUUUUGGACAUUUACUACCAGGGAUCAAUGGAAAAGAUACAACAGUGUGUCCGGCCUGAUGGACAGGUGCCAUUGGUCUCUGGGGUUGUCUUCUUCUCUGUGGAGACUGCUGAGCACCUCCUAGCCACUCAUGUGAGCCCACCCCUGGAUGCUUGCACCUACAUGGGUUUGGACUCUGGAGCCCAGCCUGUCCAGCUGUCUUUGUUUUUCGACAUCCUGCUCUCCAUGGCUCGGAAUGUGAGCCGGGAAGACUUCCUGACUGGUCGGUCCCCAGAGAUGGGACAAGGUGACAUGGAUAUAACAGGUUAUCUGAAGGGUGCCCGAGCACAGCUGUGGAGAGAGUUGCGAAAUCAGCCUCUUACUAUGGUGUAUAUCCCUGAUGGCACCUACAGCUACAUGACUGCUAAUGCCAGUGAAUUCUUGAAUAGUCUCAUGGUGCCUGGGGUCCCUGGGGCCCAGAUCAUCCACUCCCAGGUGGAGGAACCACAGCUCCUGGAGGCUUCAUGUUCUGUGGUUAGCUGCUUGCUGGAGGGCCCUGUGCACCUGGGGCCUCGGAGUGUGCUGCAGCACUGCCACCUGCGGGGCCCCAUUCACAUUGGUGCUGGCUGCUUUGUGAACGGCCUGGACACAGCCCAGUCUGAGGCACUACAUGGCCUGGAGCUCCAUGACCUUGUCCUGCAGGGACACCAUGUGCGCCUACAUGGCUCUCUGAGCCGCAUCUUCACUCUUGUUGGCCGUCUGGACAGCUGGGAUAGACAAGGGGCAGGCACCUAUCUCAACAUGUCCUGGAGUGAAUUCUUCAAGAAGACAGGCAUUCGAGACUGGGACCUGUGGGACCCAGAUAUACCCUCUUCAGAGAGAUGUCUUCUCAAUGCCCGUCUUUUUCCUGUGUGCCACCCCUUGAGAGCCCUGGGACCAGGGGACAUGCUGUGGAUGCUGCAACCCCAGGAAGAUGGGGGUGAGGUCCAGCGGGCCUGGAGAGCCUCCUGGCGCCUGUCCUGGGAGCAGCUGCAGCCUUGCCUAGACCGGGCCGCCACACUGGACUCCCGUCGGGACCUUUUCUUCUUCCAGGCCCUGCAGAAGGCACGACAUGUGCUGGAGGCCCGGCAGGACCUUUGUUUACGCCCACUGAUCCAGGCCGCUGUCCAUGAGGGUUGCCCUGGGCCCUUGCUGGCUAUACUGGACAAGGUUGCAGCUGGGGCGAAAGACCCUGGUGUGGCAGCCCGGGCUCUAGCUUGUGUGGCAGAUGUGCUGGGCUGCAUGGCAGAGGGCCGAGGAGGCUUGCGGAGUGGGCCAGCUGCCAACCCUGAGUGGAUGCGGCCCUUCUCAUUCUUGGAGUGUGGCGACCUGGUGAGGGGUGUGGAGGCACUUGCCCAGGAGAGGAACAAGUGGCUGAGCAGGCCAGCCUUGCUGGUACGAGCUGCCCGCCAUUAUGAGGGGGCUGAGCAGAUCCUGAUCCGCCAGGCUGUGAUGACAGCCCAGCACUUUGUCUCUACUGAGACAGUAGAGAUGCCAGCUAUUGGGCAGUGGGUGGUAACUGAAUGCCCAGCCCGUGUGGAUUUCUCUGGGGGCUGGAGUGACACACCACCCAUUGCAUAUGAGCUUGGUGGGGCAGUACUGGGCUUGGCUGUUCGAGUGGAUGGCCGCCGGCCCAUUGGGGCCAGGGCACGCCGUAUUCUGGAGCCUGAGCUACGGCUGGCAGUGGGACCUCGACAAGAUGAGAUGACCAUGAAGAUAGUAUGCCGGAGCCUAGAUGACCUGCAAGAUUACUGCCAGCCUCAUGCUCCAGGAGCCCUGCUGAAGGCAGCCUUUAUCUGUGCAGGGAUCGUGAAUGUCGGUUCAGAGCUCCCUCUGCAUGAACAGCUGCUACACUCCUUUGAGGGUGGCUUUGAACUUCACACCUGGUCAGAGCUGCCCCAUGGUUCUGGUCUUGGCACCAGUAGUAUCCUGGCAGGGGCUGCUCUGGCUGCCUUACAGCGGGCUGCAGGCCAAGCAGUGGGCACAACGGCCCUUAUCCAUGCAGUGCUGCAUCUGGAGCAGGUGCUUACCACAGGAGGCGGCUGGCAGGACCAAGUGAGUGGCCUAAUGCCUGGCAUCAAGGUGGGGCGCUCCCAGGCCCAGCUGCCUCUAAAGGUGGAAGUGGAAGAGAUCACUGUGCCCGAGGGCUUUGUCCAGAAGCUCAAUGAGCACCUGCUCCUAGUAUACACCGGCAAGACCCGCCUGGCAAGGAAUCUGUUGCAGGAUGUGCUGAGGAACUGGUAUGCUCGGUUGCCUGCUGUGGUGCAGAAUGCCCGAAGCCUGGUACAACAGACUGAGGAGUGUGCUGAAGCCUUCCGCCAAGGAAAUCUGCCUCUGCUGGGCCAGUAUCUGACCUCAUAUUGGGAGCAGAAGAAACUCAUGGCUCCAGGCUGUGAACCACUGGCUGUGCAGCGAAUGAUGGAUGUUCUGGCCCCUCACGUGUAUGGCCAAAGCCUGGCAGGAGCAGGCGGAGGGGGCUUUCUCUAUCUGUUGACCAAGGAACCACAGCAAAAAGAGGCUCUGGAAGCUGUGCUGGCCAAAGCUGAGCCUAGCUUCCAGAAGACCUGAGAGUUGUCCAAAGUCCUCUGAACACCUUCUGUCCUCUCCAGGGUCUUGGCAACUACAGCAUCCACCUGGUAGAAGUAGAUAUGCAGGGCCUCAGCCUGCAGCUGAUGGGAAGGCAGUCUUCUACCUAACACCAGUCUUUGUGGGGCAGGGCGCCCUGAAGCACGCAAUACCUAUAGCUACAGCCGUGUUUCCUUUCUUCAAUGGAGGUCCUAUGCCUCACCUACCUCUUUGAGUCUGCUCCCAAAGGAAGGAAGACUCAGCAAGUGAGGCAGUGUUUGGGAACAGGACUGUACUGCAUGAUUGACAGUGACUAAGACUUGGCUUCUACUCCAUCUUGAGUGGGGAAGGUCCUAAGGACAAUGUCCCAUGUGACCUUUACAAAUCACAAUGGCCAGUGUAGGCCCAUUAGGGCCCUGGAAAGGCAUGAUGAUCAGCUAUAGCAGAUGGCUUGGGGGGGACUGUGUUAUAAGUAAGGCCAACCC